Molecule: messenger RNA, 1864 nt
Organism: Dacryopinax primogenitus
Lineage: Eukaryota; Fungi; Basidiomycota; Dacrymycetes; Dacrymycetales; Dacrymycetaceae
Product: phosphoglucomutase first 3 domain-containing protein
Exons: 6
Coding region: 81-1763 (560 amino acids)
Biological process (GO): carbohydrate metabolic process
Cellular component (GO): cytosol
Molecular function (GO): magnesium ion binding; phosphoglucomutase activity
Source: RefSeq, a predicted model, not a curated record
GCCAGCAUUCCCUGCUCGCAUACAACCACUCCCUCUCUUCCCUACCCCUAUUCAACCUCCACGAAACAGCAACGACCGUCAUGUCUUACCAGGUUCAGAUUAUCGCGACGACCGCGUUCACGGACCAGAAGCCUGGUACGUCGGGGUUGAGGAAGCGGGUCAAGAUUUUCCAGGGACAGCACUACACCGAGAACUUCGUCCAAGCUAUCCUCGAUGCGAUGCCCGAUGGUGGUAAGGGUAAGACCCUCGUCAUCGGCGGCGAUGGUCGGUAUUGGGCACGCGAGACCGUCCAAACCAUCUUCCAGAUCGGUGCCGCUGCCGGUGUCAAGAAGUUCAUCGUCGGUCAGGAUUCAAUCCUUUCGACUCCCGCAGCUUCCAACAUCAUCCGGAAGUACAAGACGGACGGUGGUAUUCUCCUGACCGCGUCCCAUAAUCCUGGUGGACCCAACGCCGAUUUCGGUAUCAAAUUCAACACCGCCAACGGGGGACCGGCACCUGAGGCUGUCACGAACAAGAUCUUUGAAAUUACCAAGACUCUGAAGAGUUACAAGGUGGUGGAUGCUGGCACUCUUGAUAUCACCAAGAUAGGAUCUUUCAAAUAUGGUCCGGUCGAAGUGGAUAUCAUCGAUUCUGUGAAGGAUUAUGUUGAGCUCAUGGAGGGCAUCUUUGAUUUCCCCCUUAUCUCCAAAUUCGUCUCAUCGACUCCCGAAUUUACCGUUCUGUUCGAUGCUCUGCACGGAGUUACUGGCCCAUACGGCCGCGCCAUUUUCGUCGAUACGCUCAAGCUCUCGGAGAAUGUCCUGCAGAACUGUGUUCCUCUCCCGGACUUCGGUGGCGGACAUCCUGACCCCAACUUGACGUACGCCCAUAACCUCGUUGCCGCCGUCGAGAAGAAUAAGAUUGUAUUCGGUGCCGCAUCUGAUGGCGAUGGUGACCGCAACAUGAUCUAUGGCGCUGGCGCUUUCGUCACUCCCUCUGAUAGUGUCGCCGUCAUUGCCGACUGGGCGGACUCCAUUCCCUACUUCAAGAAAGGUGGUGUGCAUGGUGUCGCCCGUUCGAUGCCGACCUCAAAGGCUAUCGAUGCCGUCGGCAAGGCCCACGGAUGGGAAUUCUUCGAAGUUCCCACCGGUUGGAAGUUCUUCGGUAACCUGAUGGAUGCUGGCCGUCUGUCCAUCUGCGGUGAAGAGUCUUUCGGCACCGGUUCGGAUCACGUUCGGGAGAAGGAUGGCGUUUGGGCCAUCGUUGCCUGGUUGAAUAUCCUCGCGGCUGCCAACGAAGGUCAGAAAAAGCUGGUGACGAUCAACGAUAUCCUCGCGGCUCACUACAAGAAGUACGGACGCAACUUCUUCAGCCGUUAUGACUAUGAAGAGGUGUCUUCUGAAGGCGCCAACGCGUUGAUCGCCAACCUUGACUCUCUGUUCGCCUCUUCUGACUUCAAGGGGUCAAAGUACACCAGCACCGGACAGACCUUCGAGGUGUCCGAUACCGUCAACUUCACCUACACUGAUCCUGUCGAUGCCUCCGUAUCGAAGAACCAAGGUCAUAUCAUUUCCUUCUCCGACGGGUCUCGUGUUGUCUUCCGCCUGUCCGGGACUGGCAGUCACGGUGCCACUGUACGCAUGUACAUCGAGAAGUACUCGAAGAACGAGGCCGAAUACGGUAAUUCGGCCGCAGACGGCCUGAAGCCUCUUAUCGACGUUGCGUUGGAGAUCACGCAGCUGCAGAAGUUCCUGGGCAGGGACGAGCCUACCGUUAUCACCUAAUCGAUCUUAAGAUAAUGACUGCAACGAGCCAAAGAAUAAGUUUCAUACAAUGUACAAAAAGUAGCUCCAUGAUUGCGGAAAAUCAAAGAUGUCAAAUUGUC